This is a messenger RNA of Penaeus vannamei (Pacific white shrimp), 953 nucleotides long. NCBI's taxonomy places the organism in Eukaryota, Metazoa, Arthropoda, Malacostraca, Decapoda, Penaeidae. The record is from RefSeq and is a predicted model, not a curated record.
UACGGGAACGUUGUGCCACCUUUCGGGCGAUACUUGUGAUAUUAUAGCAAGUGCUAAGGCUCACUGCCAACACGCAACUAGAAUCCUUUGUGCGUGUUAUUAUUCAAAACGUAGGACUAGAACGAUAUAAUACGCGUCUUGAAGGUUUGCGAGUGUAAGAUGCUGACAUCGUGACAGCGAUGAGAGUGAGCGCUGGCAGAGACAUCUAGAGAAGCACCGAGAGACUUUACCGCAUACGAAGGCCCAAGAGUAUGUACAAGGGCGUCGUCCUUUGCAUCUGUGUGGCCGUGCUACUCCCGUGGGCGGCCGCGCAAGGGGACUCUGGCGAGGCAGCGUUCCGAAGGAGGAAGCUUUGGGGAGACGAGCAUGAAGAACCCUACGUCAGACUGGCCUUUCCCAAGAAAGGUGCCAAGAAGGAUGCCACGUGGCUGGUGGCGGCGGGGCGCACCGUGAUCCCGGGCUCCGUGUACCGCGUGGUGGUGCAGGCCAUCCACACGUCGCAGCCGCUGGCGAUCCGCGUCGGCCUCGCCCUCGCAGGGGAGCAGGUGGCGGCCGGGAAGGCGUCGCUCAAGCCGGGGGAGAUUGGCGAGAUCCUCAUGAAGGUUCCUGACUCGAGCGUGGACGGCCAGUGGCAUCUGCGCGUGGAGGGCCGCGAGGGCCUGGGCGCCUCCUUCAAGCGGGUGGCAAACCUCACAUUCACCGCAAAGUUCCUCAACAUCCUGAUCCAGCCUUCGCGGCCCGUCUACAACGCCGGCCAGACAGUCCGGUUCCGUGCGGUCCUUCUUACCCGAGAACUCCGCCCUUACGACGAGCCUGUGGACGUCUAUGUCUUGGUAAGUGGCAAUCCCCGUGAUCGUAAAUCCUCUAAUUCCUCUCUGGUUAAUCUGCCCGAUGGCCAGAGUAAGGAGAAUGUCAUCGCCAAUCCCGUGAUUCUUACUCCCUCACUCAGGUGA